UGAAUAAAUUAUCCGAUUGCAUCAGAGGCAUUGUGUGUUUUAAGACAACAUAAAUUGGAGAGAAAUAGACACUUUCUAUUCAGUUUUCGAGAGAAUUUAUAUUUCACUCUUGUAUACGUUAAGUGGCAAGUGAAAUGAAGAAGUGUAAAUCUACUAAUCAUGAGUGUCACAGUGACACUGCUGAAGAAGUUAAAAUCGAGUUGAAACGUGAAAUUGGCCUAUGGAGUGCUGUAUCUAUGACAGUUGGUUCAAUUAUUGGAUCUGGUGUAUUUGUUACACCGAAAGGUGUACUAGGGAAUAGUGAACAAAGUCCUGGUAUAUCUAUACUAAUAUGGAUUAUAUGCGGUGGAAUUUCUUUAUUGGGUUCAUUGUGUUAUGCUGAACUUGGUACUACAAUAAAAUAUAGCGGUGGUGAUUAUGUCUACAUUAAACAAGCAUUUGGUAAUCUACCAGCAUUUCUACAAUUAUGGGUUAAUCUUAUAGUGCUCAAACCAACAACGACUGCAAUCUGUGCUGUAAGCUUUGCUUAUUACGCCUUAUAUCCAAUUUAUCCAAACUGUGAGCCGCCAAAUAUACUUAUUAUCAUCCUGUCUGUCUUGUCUAUCACAAUUCUAACUUGGGUGAAUAUUAUGAAAGUUUGUUGGGCUACAGGAAUUCAAAAUCUAUUCACCAUAGCCAAGGUAUCAGCCUUAAUUGUAAUUAUUCUCACUGGAGUCAUUGUUGUAUGUCUAGGUAGAGUAGAGAAUUUCAAUGAUUUCUGGCAACCGGUACAACCUGUCAAUCCAUCACGUAUUGCUUUAGCUCUUUAUUCUGGAUUAUUUGCUUAUGGUGGUUGGAAUACUGUUAAUAUCAUUACUGAAGAGCUUAAGAAUCCACAAAGGAAUUUACCCUUGUCUAUCUAUAUUAGUAUUACUAUGGUAACAUUUAUUUACGUCUUAACAAAUAUGGCAUAUUUUGCAGUACUUCUACCUGUUGAAAUUAUGCAGUCGAAUGCAGUUGCUGUGACAUUUGCUGAUAGACUAUAUGGUCAAUUUUCAUGGAUAAUACCAGUAUGCGUUUCAUUAUCAUGUUUCGGUGGUUUAAAUGGACUUCUGUUUACAUCAGGCAGACUUAAUUUUGUUGCAGCUAGAGAAGGUCAACUUCCUGCGCUGUUGGCUACUAUUCAUGCUAAACGUCUUACACCGUUACCAUCCAUCCUUUUAAAUUCACUACUUGGUUUAUUAAUGCUUGUUGUUACUGAUCUAUUCGCCCUUAUCAAUUAUGUUUCAUUUGUUCAAUGGUUAUCUAUUGCUGCGAGCAUUUUGGGUAUGAUGUAUCUCCGCUACAGUCAACCUGAUAUUCCUAGACCAGUCUGUUUACCGCUAAUCAUUCCAAUCACAUUCUUGCUAGUAUGUUUAUUUCUGAUUAUUAUGCCAAUAUUUCAAACGCCUAAAGAAGUAUUGAUUGGUCUGGUAAUUGUUCUCUCUGGUAUACCAGUUUACCUAAUUGGUAUUGUAUGGAAAUCGAAACCGAAGUCUUUUAAGCGAAUCUAUGGUUAUAUCACCUUACAGUGUCAGAAAUGGUUACACGUAAUCUAUCCAGAAUGAAAUGUACUCUUGUACAGGAGAAAAAAAUGGUGACUGUCGACUGUUGUGAAAGUUUUUUCUGACUUCACAUUUAUAUCACACAGCCUUUAUCACAUCAGAUCUGAAUGAAUAGUAUCUAUCAGCUUACUUCGCUUUACAUCACUUGACUAUUUUGUCUAAUCGCAUUUCAAUGAACAGAACAAAGAUAUAAAGUUAAGCAUUUCGCUUAAAAAUUCCCUUCUCUCUGUGCUUUUAACUGUUUCGAUCAAAAUGAAUCCCUUCUAAUUUUUACUAAUGAUGACAUUCUCUGGCAAAUUAAUAAUAGUGAAUGUACAAUCUAAAAGAUAAAGAAAUAGAAUAUGUGUGAGAUUUGUUUGUCUUUGAUUGUAUUCUAUGAUUUUC
Messenger RNA from Trichobilharzia szidati, 1967 nucleotides. The record is from the annotation of a GenBank genome assembly. NCBI's taxonomy places the organism in Eukaryota, Metazoa, Platyhelminthes, Trematoda, Strigeidida, Schistosomatidae.